AGGCCUAGCCCCUCCUCUCGGCGGGAUGGCGGAGCGCCCCUCUUACCCUCCCCGCACGCGGCCCCUUUAAGGGGCGGGCAGGACUCCACCACCGCGCCUCGCCGCGGGGAGGGGGGCGACACUCGCAGCCGAGACGCCCGAAGGCCCCGCCCGGGGGCAGUGGGCGAGGGGCUCCCGGGAAACCAAGACCCUCGGCGGAGGAGCCCGGGCCCUCGGACCCGUCGCCGUGCCGGCGGCUUGCGGGCCGGGCGCACCUCCCCGCCCCGGCUCGGGUCCCCCCCCAGCGGCCCGCCUCCGCGCUGCGUUCGUGAAGGGCCCGCGGCCGGGGCGGAGCCUGCGGAGGCGCCCAGCCGGGAUGCGCCGGGGCGAGCGGCCGGACGGGCCUGGCCGGGCCGAGCGCGGGAUGGCGGCGGCCACAGCGCGGCUCCCGGCGGCGCCCGGAGCGAGUUCCUGAGCUGGUGUCUAGCAGGUGACCAGUCUUCCUUCAGCUCCCAAGCAUGUGGGCAGACCUGGGCCCCACCUUCACACUGGCCCUGGUGCUGGUGGUAGCUUGGGCCUCAGAACUCAAGCCCACAACUCCACCCAUCUUCACAAACCGGCCAUUCGUGGUAGCAUGGGACGUGCCCACGCAGGACUGUGGCCCACGACACAAGGUGCCACUGAAUGAGACCCUACAGGUCUUUGAUGUGCGGGCCUCACCUAACGAGGGUUUUGUGAACCAGAACAUCACCAUCUUCUACCGUGACCGUCUGGGCCUGUAUCCACACUUCAAUGCAGUGGGGAAGUCCAUACAUGGUGGUGUCCCCCAGAAUGGAAGCCUCUGGGCGCACCUGAAGAUGCUACAGGAACACGUGGAGCACUACAUCCGCACGCAGGAGCCGGCCGGGCUGGCAGUCAUUGACUGGGAGGACUGGCGGCCCGUGUGGUUGCGCAACUGGCAGGACAAGGACGUGUACCGCCGGUCAUCACGCCAGCUGGUGGCCAGCCGCCACCCUAACUGGUCAUCAGAAUCGCACAAUGUAGACAAGCAAGCACAGUUAGAGUUCGAGUUUGCUGCCCGGCAGUUUAUGCUGGAGACGCUGCGCUUUGUCAAGGCGGUGCGGCCUCGGCAUCUCUGGGGCUUCUACCUCUUUCCUGACUGCUACAACCACGAUUAUGUGCAGAACUGGGAGAGCUACACGGGCCGCUGCCCUGAUGUUGAGGUCUCCCGGAACGACCUGCUGUCCUGGCUGUGGGCUGAGAGCACGGCGCUCUUCCCCUCGGUCUACCUGGACGAGAUACUGGCUUCUUCUGCCCAGGGCCGAAACUUCGUUAGCUUCCGCAUUCAGGAGGCUCUCCGCGUGGCGAACAUUCAUCAUGCCAACCAUGCACUUCCAGUCUAUGUCUUCACAAGACCCAGCUAUAGCCGCAAGCUCACGGAGCUCAGUGAGAUGGAUCUCAUCUCCACCAUUGGCGAGAGUGCAGCUCUGGGUGCAGCUGGUGUCAUCCUCUGGGGCGACGCAGUGUACACCACUGAAACCUGCCAGCAUCUCAAGGAUUACCUGACACGACAGUUGAUCCCCUACGUGGUCAAUGUCUCCUGGGCUGCCCAGUAUUGCAGCCUGAACCAGUGCGAAGGCCACGGACGUUGCGUGCGCCGAGACGCCAAUGCCAAUACCUUCCUACACCUCAGUGCCACCAGCUUCCGCUUAGUGCCUGGCCAAGCACCUGGUGAGCCCCAGCUGCAUCCACAGGGGAAGCUCACCAAGGCUGACCUCGCCCACCUACAGACACACUUUCGCUGCCAGUGCUACCUCGGCUGGGGCGGUGAGCAUUGUCAGUUGGACCACAGGCAGGCGGCUGGGGCUGCUGGCAGCAUCUGGACUGAGCCCCACCUCCCCGGCUUGCUUGCUCUAGUGACCCUGACCUUCACCUGGACUUGGUAGGGGGUUUCUCACUCUGCCAAGCAUGUAGCAGCUUGUCACGCGUGGACAGACUGAAUUGGGAGGGGGCAGAGUCCCUGGGAUGCCCAGUGGCAGUGUCCAUAUCUGCUCAUCCCCCUGUUCUAAGGGGGAGGGGAAGCCAUCUUCUCGCCCUGGAAAGAGAGAGAAGGGGCACAACUGGGCCAGGGGAGGUAUCUGACCUUACGCCCCUGCUCUCCCCACUCCCCAGUAGCUUAUUAUUAUUGUUGUUGUUAUUUUGGGGUCUCUUUUGUAAAUUAAAUAUAAAACUACC
Messenger RNA from Erinaceus europaeus (western European hedgehog), 2214 nucleotides. It is a transcript of the gene HYAL2, whose product is annotated as hyaluronidase 2. The transcript is spliced from 4 exons. Gene Ontology annotation, biological process: hyaluronan catabolic process; carbohydrate metabolic process. Lineage: Eukaryota; Metazoa; Chordata; Mammalia; Eulipotyphla; Erinaceidae. The coding region runs from base 498 to 1925 and encodes 475 amino acids. The record is from RefSeq and is a predicted model, not a curated record. Gene Ontology annotation, molecular function: hyalurononglucosaminidase activity; hyaluronoglucuronidase activity.